Molecule: messenger RNA, 1450 nt
Organism: Aplysia californica (California sea hare)
Lineage: Eukaryota; Metazoa; Mollusca; Gastropoda; Aplysiida; Aplysiidae
Exons: 9
Coding region: 236-1450 (404 amino acids)
Source: RefSeq, a predicted model, not a curated record
ACGAACAAACCAAUCUAACGUGCAGGUAAAAUCGCGCGACCAUCUGGGACAAGACCUGACAGACGAGGAGGAGAAGGCGAAGGUGGACGAGGUAGUGGCGGAUGUGGUGGCCAAACUGGACCGCUCUGUCCAGGCCAAAGACCCCGUGAAGAUAGCCCAGGACGCGGCGGUGUACUCGACGAUCAUACAAGACUUGGAUGACGAAGUGUCCACUGACCCAGAGUUCACAAAGUUCAUGGUGUUCAACGUGUCAGCAGAGAGCGGCCUCCCCAGCCUGCUGGAUCCGGCCACUGCAACCAAACCCGCCAAAGUCACCAUCGCAGAGGCCAACAACAACUUUGUGAACGACAUCCACGCUGCUGUGGACAGCGCCAUUGAAAGAGACGCCAUCAAAGAGCCCCGGGAGAUCCAGAUAUACGCCGAGUCCUUGACCACCACCACGUCCUCCCCUGACAUCUUGUCUGGCGGUUCACUUAGCAAUUCAUCAGACUCAGCUUCAAAGUUGAGUAACAUUUUGAGGGAAAUGGCGGCGUCUGGCAAAACAGUUGUGCAAAGAGAAGUUUUCGUGUCCAAAGCAGCUAUAGAGAGCAUGCUGAACAACAUCGUGGAAGGGACGGCCAUAAACGUCGCGGCUUUGGAACCGGACCCGGACCAGCUGGGAACACAGACAGGCUUCAGCAACAACGAGAUUGAGUUCAUGACAGACCUCCUGGCCAAACGAAGGCGCUAUCAAGUUCACACCAAGCUGGACAUGGCGUCAGACAUUACCAGCAACUGUAGGGAGACCUGGGAUUCCCUUCAAGGGCUCAACAGAGACUUUCUGGGCUACAACGGCACGAUCCAGGUCAAGACCACCGCGUAUCACAUGGAGCUGCAAAGGACAACACGUCAAGAUAUCUUAACUGGCGGAGCGAGGGACAGACAGAACUCUGUCUUCGCUGUGUCUGACGUCGCUGCUGAUGACGUUGCUGAUAUCCACACGCAGUCGACUGUAACAAAGAACAUCUUCAUCAACGGACAGCACUCCAAGCACAUCACAACAGACGUGGUCAUCGCUUCCGUCGCCGACAAAGCCGGCACCAAACUGCCCAUGACGUCACCGCGGAUCUUCCACCAGGUGGCCGACGACUGCGCCACAGAGUCUAGCCGGCUGAGCUUCGUUACGCCAGAGUUUGUGGCUGAGGACGCUGCCAAGUUGUUCUAUCACAGUUUUGAUUACAUCGACCCCAACGGCCAGGUGUGUGUGAAGGUGAGACCCACAGACCACUCAGUUUUCUAUCGACUGUAUCUACAAGUUGGAAACUUUCCAACGGACAUCAAUUAUCAAUAUAGGUAUGUCGUACUGACUUCAUCGACUAACAUAAGACGCAAGGAGGAGGAGGAGGAGGAGGAGGAGAGGGAGGAGGUGGAGAAGGAGGACGAGGGGGAUGGUUUUGCUGUGUUCUUGUGA